Messenger RNA from Staurois parvus, 346 nucleotides. The record is from the annotation of a GenBank genome assembly. Lineage: Eukaryota; Metazoa; Chordata; Amphibia; Anura; Ranidae.
GGGAGAGCGGAUAUAGUGAAUGCAGGGUCCGGGGAGAGCGGAUAUAGUGAAUGCGGGGUCUGGGGAGACCGGAUAUAGUGAAUGCAGGGUCUGGGGAGAGCAGAUAUAGUGAAUGCAGGGUCCGGGGAGAGCAGAUAUAGUGAAUGCAGGAUCUGAGGAGACCAGAUAUAGUGAAUGCAGGAUCUGAGGAGACCAGAUAUAGUGAAUGCAGGGUCCGUGGAGAGCGGAUAUAGUGAAUGCAGGGUCCGGGGAGAGCGGAUAUAGUGAAUGCAGGGAUCUGAGGAGACCAGAUAUAGUGAAUGCAGGGUCCGGGGAGAGCGGAUAUAGUGAAUGCAGGGUCCGGGGA